UUAUUUAAAUGCUGUUCUUCAUAAGAUAUUUUUGAUCUGUUUUGAGCUACUUCAAGAUGCCCUGAUCCCUAGCAACGGCAUCACAUCUGUUGCUAUGGUAAUGGUGUCGCACUUUUGCCUCAGUUUAAAAGCAGAAGAAGCCUUCACCUGGAUUCAAUCAGAGGUAUUACCGAUACAAGGACAUUUGGAAGAAAAACAAGUACAUUAUAUUUAAAUUUGCAGAGACUGCAUUCACGAUUUAUUGAGGAUCAUUACAGCAGUGAAAAUGACCAUUGCUGUUCAAAAUAUCACCUACACGACGGCUAUCGCGACCUGGUCGGCCACCGGUCCCUGCGUGGAAAAUUCUCACAGCGUAUCGUACGCUUCCAACGGAUACUUCCACUUUCCCAGUGUUUCCGGAAAAAGCGUCGGCCACAAGAUAAUGGUGCCAAGAAACACAUCGUCCCUCUUUCUCUACCACCUGUUCCCCUCUACCAACUACAACUUAUGUGUGACCUGUAAGGAUGUCUCCUCCUCUAGUGACCCCUGCACCACCUUUCACACUCUGGGGAACAACCCCAUCAUCCUCCCCAUUCCAGUUAGCGAACUGGUCUUCACCAUCUUGAUUACCCUGCUUAACCUUGCCUUGAUUUUCUUCUGGGCCCGCUGUCUCUACUCCUGUUGCGUGAAUCACUCAGCAAAGUUUACCAACCCAGACCUUCAGGGAUCCCUGGAUCAGCAAGCCUGCUCCAUAGGUCUUCUGAAGGAGAACCAGAAUAAUAUCCCUAUGCUAACAGCUUUGGCAGGCUCUGAACUGGCUUCUUCGGACUCCGAUGAGUAUAGUUCUCUAUACUGAUCAGAGAAAAACAGUGCAGGUGCAAAUAUUUGAAUAUUAGCUUUGCUUGAAAUGUAUUCGCUAAACGUUCUGUACUAAAGAUAAUGCGUAAGUGAUGCCUGAAAUAAAUAACAUACAUUCUGCUGUUGAGAAAGGCGUGUCUCUCCUUUCUUUACUAGGUAUAUGGGGGGUUAUUUUACUUGAAUUAUCUGCAUAUCUGUUUUGUGUGAAAUAUAACAAGAAAAAUACUGCAAAUUAAAUUUACAUAUGAUGUUUUAUGCAUCAACGUAUCAAACUUCUGCCCUAAAAGUAUUUGUGGUUCCUAGCCCAAGUCUUUUAAUUUUUACAGCAUCCACAACCCAAAGUGGUAAAUAUAACUAAUGUGACUACAGACAAAUGAAGAUGUUUGCAUUUUUGUAUUUCUGUCAUUUCAUUCUGCUAAUAAACUACUGAUAUCA
This is a messenger RNA of Acipenser ruthenus (sterlet), 1272 nucleotides long. RefSeq names its product fibronectin type III domain-containing protein 9-like. Lineage: Eukaryota; Metazoa; Chordata; Actinopteri; Acipenseriformes; Acipenseridae. Bases 266 to 835 code for a protein of 189 amino acids. Gene Ontology annotation, molecular function: protein binding. The transcript has 2 exons. The record is from RefSeq and is a predicted model, not a curated record.